Emiliania huxleyi CCMP1516 is the source of this 873-nucleotide messenger RNA. RefSeq lists its product as hypothetical. Gene Ontology annotation, cellular component: catalytic step 2 spliceosome. NCBI's taxonomy places the organism in Eukaryota, Haptophyta, Isochrysidales, Noelaerhabdaceae. The record is from RefSeq and is a predicted model, not a curated record. Gene Ontology annotation, biological process: regulatory ncRNA-mediated post-transcriptional gene silencing; negative regulation of RNA catabolic process. The transcript is spliced from 5 exons. The coding region runs from base 1 to 873 and encodes 290 amino acids.
AUGGCGGCCGCCGCGUCGCUCUCGCCGCGCGGGCUGCCGGUACCUCCGCCGCUGCUGCUGCGCGCCCGGCGCUCGCUGAGCGAGGAGGUCGACGGGCUGCUGCGACCGGAGGCUGGCAGCCCGCCGCUGCCGUCCCUCUCGGCGGAGAGUCGCCACGUCGUGAGCGCGUGCGCGCUUCUCGAGCUGCUCACGUCCGGCGUGGAGUCGGCCGCCGCCGUCUUUGAGCGCGCGUUGCUCGAGGAGUACGUCUGGGCGCGCUCGCGCAGCCCGAGCUGCCUCCAGCUCUGGCUGGGCUCGGUCCUCGUCGAGCUUGGGACGGAGGCGGCCGAGCUGGCGGACGCGGACGUCGCCGAGCUCGUGCCUGGCUUCCUCGCUGCGGGCUCUGGCGGGCAGCAGGCCGCCCCGAGCCAGUCGGCGCCAGGCCGCGCCAGCCGCGAGCGGCGCGCGCGCUCGCUGCUCGAGGAGGCCCUCACACCGGCGCGGUGCGGCGCGUGCGCCGCGCUCUGGCGCCUGUACAUCCGCCUUGAGCUCGCUGCCGGCCGCGGCGACGCUGCGUGCCGUGUGCAGUUGCGCGCGGUGCAGCAGUGCCCCGGCCACAAGGGGCUGUGGCUCGCGGUGCUCUCCCCCCCGCUGCUGUGGCACGCGCCGGAGCGGCAGUUGCGCGACACCGUCACGCUCCUGGCCGAGAAGGAGCUGCGCCUCUGCUCCGAACUCCCGGAUAUGGGCGAGCCGGGCGAGGGCCUGGUGAAGGGGGGGCGGGGGGAGCCGCAGCUGCCGGGUGGACGUGCGGAUUCUCCAACCAAACGUCAGCUCGAGGCCGGCAGCGGCAGCGGCAGCUGCAGCAAAGAGGGUGACGACGACCACGAUGACUGA